Molecule: messenger RNA, 2232 nt
Organism: Pochonia chlamydosporia 170
Lineage: Eukaryota; Fungi; Ascomycota; Sordariomycetes; Hypocreales; Clavicipitaceae
Product: tap domain-containing protein
Exons: 1
Coding region: 1-2232 (743 amino acids)
Source: RefSeq, a predicted model, not a curated record
AUGGGCAACGUGCCUUUUGAGAAGGCUCCUCUCCUUGAGCCCGAGAGAAAUGAGGGAGACGACACCAGCAACCAAGUAGACGCUCCCCAGCCGUCAGCCAGACGUCCAUGGCGACCUUUCCUUAGGAUUUUCAUUGCCGUUACGGUCUUGUGCCUGUUGUUUAGGCCACACUGGCCGCAUUGGAGAUGGCCUCAUCGGUGCCAUCAUCGCCCUCGACAUCCGUCGUUUGGCAGAUUCCCGCAGAAGGACGACCCCUUCCACUUCAUUCCCUGUACCAAGGACUCGGUGCUGCCCCCUCUUGAUGAUCCUCGACCCGAACAUACAUGGGCGAAGAGGUUUGACCCUGAUCCAAGACACUGGAGCUGGGGCAAUGCAACAGAGGGACACAAAGGCCCUCACGAACCUCACGAGCCUCAUAAACCUCAUAAUCCACACUAUCCCGGAAAACCUGGAGAGCCCGGUGAACCUAGAAAGCCUGGGCAUCCCGAGCUACCUCAUCCAAGACUGCCUCACCUUAAACCGCCUCAUCAUGUACAUCCUCACCACCACCCGCCCCAUCACGACCUGUACGCCGGUCGGGGUAUCUACCUCUGUGGAUAUAUUGAUGUUCCUCUGGAUUAUACCAACAAGUCAGAUACCCGCAUUGCUCGUCUUGCAGUGACCAAAUACCAAGUGUCGGGUCUUGCUCACCAUGGCCAUAAACGACACCACGGCAAGCCCCACCAAGGCAAGCCUCGCCACGGUGCUGGUACCAAGAGCGAACGUACCAUUGUCAUUGAGCCUGGCGGUCCCGGCGGCAGUGGAACUUCCAUGGCUUGGCGAUCUUCAGAGGAGAUUUCGAAGCGAUUUAGCGAUGGAAAGUAUGAUGUGCUUGGAUGGGACCCUCGUGGUGUCAAUGCCUCUUUGCCUGACAUCUCCUGCUUCCCAUACGAUGUGGAUAGGGAUCAUUGGUUGAUGCGCAUGUCCCAGUAUCGCGAGACUUCGCCCUCCCCCCGUGCUCAACUAGAGUUCUUCGAUGCCAUGAGCGAUUCCAUACUCAGCGCAUGUCAGAAACUCCACGGAGACCUUCCUCGUUUCGUUUCGACAGCCUUUGUUGCCCGGGACUUGGAGCAGAUUCGACUGGCUCUGGGCGAAGAUGGACUUACCGGGUAUCUGGUCAGUUACGGAACCGGUAUUGGCCAAACGUAUGCCGGUAUGUUCCCCAAUAGCGUUGGAAGGAUGAUUCUGGAUGGAACCGAAUAUGUGCGUGAUCACCGUGUUCUCGGCGGUUUUGGCUGGACGGCCUUGGACAAUGGAACAGAUGCCUUCCAUGACGGGCUAUUGGGAGAAUGCAUCAAUGCCGGUCCUGAGCAUUGUGCAUUGGCAAAGCCCCAUGAAGGCAAAGCGGUCACCUUGGAAGAUCUUGAGAAGCGAAUGACCACUUUGAUCCAGGCUCUCAUCAAACGACCACUUGUGUCCUAUACCAAAUCCUCUGGCCCUUCAUUGAUUACGUAUUCAAACCUUGUGGGAUUGCUGUAUGGGGCCAUGUACAAUGCCAAAGGCUGGCCGGCCCUGGCCCAGAUGCUCCAUGAGUUGGAGGCUGGCAACACAACUCUUGCGGCAACCAUGCUCGAGCGUAGCGUCUGGGAAUAUGAUCCUACCAAACCACCACCACCAAACAAACGUCCAAGCUCUGAAGAGCUUGGUACUUUGGUCAUUUGCGCUGACCAGUACGAUUCACCAGAACCGGAGGAUGGUAUGGACUGGUAUGAAUCACUCUGGGCUAACAUGACGGCCAAGUCCUGGAUUGCGGGAAAUUCUCGAUUCCAAAACAUCUUUCCUUGCAGGCACUUUACUAAGUACUGGCCCAAGCCAGCUGAAGUCUACCGUGGCGAUUUGAACAAGACUUUGAGCAACCCAAUUCUGCUGAUUGCUGAGACCUAUGAUCCAGCUACGCCAUUGCGCAACGGCAGACGUCUUUUAGGCGAGAUGGGCGAGAAUGCCAGGCUGAUUGCGCACCACGGCUAUGGACAUUCGUCGAGGGACACAUCCAAGUGUACUGAUGAGAUUGCCAAAGCCUACAUAAUGGAGGGCAAGGUACCCAAGGAGCAGGAAACAGCCUGUUACGCGGAUGAGAAACCUUAUAUGUACGGUGCAAAGAAAGAUGGUGCUCAGGUGCAGAGAGAUCCUCUUGAGAUUUGGGAUGAGCACAUCAGGGAAUUGGCUAUUUUGAACCCUAGGCUUUUAGGAUAA